Closterium sp. Yama58-4 is the source of this 1416-nucleotide messenger RNA. The record is from the annotation of a GenBank genome assembly. Lineage: Eukaryota; Viridiplantae; Streptophyta; Zygnematophyceae; Desmidiales; Closteriaceae.
AUGGCCGCCACGACACCUCUUUCCGCUCUGUUACUCGUCCUCGUCCUCACAACUUCCAGCUCCUCUGUUGCUCGCGCGCGAUGGCUGCCUUCCAUGCACGGCGGCUCCGAGAGAAUACCGCACUUACCUGCAGCGGCAAGCACUGAUACUCCACCACAUGCGGAUGCUUCCGCCACUCGCGGCGCCAAUGUCGCGAAAUGCGUCGCCGCGGGGUUGAGCGAGCUCUCCGGCUUCCACGGAGCGUCCAGCCGUCGCGUGUUUUCGACUCGAAGCGUUUUCAUGGCGCCCGGAGCGAAUGAGUGGACGUCCUUCGGGCCUCAGGAUAAAGCGGACGCCCUAAGACGCCUUAGCGACUCGAUCCCUAAUCCGUCGUUCGCUGUCGAGUCAGUAGCAUCGUAUCGCCUCCUCAACAGCCUGUACAAGCCCGCGGAUCACGCGCUUGUUGUCCUCGGCUCCGUACAUUCGUCCGCACCUGGCGCGGCUGAGUCUGGAAGUGAUAAAAACGGGGGGAGAUUCCUCACUUUCUGGGACCAGAUUUUGCCAUCUGAAGACGCUUAUAACGAGGAUUGCUCCAAAUGGGGUCUCAGCUGGCUGAUGUGGCAAACACGCGACGAGAAUGGUCUUCCCGCGAAAAGGGUUCCGUUCACUGCUAACGUUUCCGCCGAUUCCGUCGAUUCCGCCGUUUCCGCCGAUUCCUCCGUCUCUCCUGACCUUGGAAUGGCAGCUAAGGCGUCAGGACAACCGGCAGCAGAAGCGGCAGACGUCACUCCAGACGUUCUCAGAAUGGAUGACGAUUUCGGACACCUGGACGAGGUCAAGUCGGCGCAGAGUGGCAACGAGGAAGCUACUGAGCACCAGAAGCUAGGACAAAAUGAGGAGCCGCGGCAGUCAGAUGUGAUUUUCUACGUCCAGACGGCGUGGAGUGCGUUCGUGUCUGCUCUCGCGGCUGAUGACGAGGCGUCUGCCUCGUCUAUCCUGUUCGGUCCCGAAGCUGUGACGCUCAUGGCUCCUGGUGCUGACAGCGUGACUCUUGCAACGGAACAGGAGAAGGCAAACCUGAUCAAUAACGGAGCUAUGUCUGUGCAGGAAUUGAAGGCAUCACACCUGUCGCUGUCGGUGAUGGUGGAGGAAGUCGCACUGUUGCAAGGAAGUGAAACCACGCAGGAUUCGGGAUCGACCAUCAGCGCACUUGUCAGGUCGACAUACGGCGUUGCAAAUGCCCAAGGCAUAGACGUGGAGCAUGGAAAGAGAGUGGAGCUAUGGCGGGCAAGUUCUACUAAUGGACGAGAGUGGCACCUAUCAUGGUCCAUGUGGAAUGGUAAUGGGCAUGUGCUUACAAGGGAAGAGGCCAUGGCUGCUUAUGAAAACGACAAGUUUAUUCCACACGACGACAACAAAGUAUUUUCUAAUUUGUAG